Molecule: messenger RNA, 3104 nt
Organism: Styela clava
Lineage: Eukaryota; Metazoa; Chordata; Ascidiacea; Stolidobranchia; Styelidae
Product: cilia- and flagella-associated protein 91-like
Source: RefSeq, a predicted model, not a curated record
CCAUAGCGACCUUCUCGCAUCAACAAGCCCGCAGCAAAAGUGUGAUACUUCGACGUUGAGGCCAUAGGCAGCCGGUUUUCAGUUUUAUUAUCAAGAUACAAUAACGGAGAAUAACGAAACUCACAACCAAAUAAACAUUUAUUGAGAUCGUUUUAAAAUUAUACCAGAAGCUUAGGCUAGAAGCUUGAUAAAACGCCAAAAUGUUUCAUACAACCUGAUUACAAAAUUGGAGUUAUAAUCGCCAGACUCUAACGGAAAGAUUGGAAGCAUACUUAGAUUGUUCUACUGUACUGACUGAUUGACUGUGAGCUUGAGAAAUUCGUAACAAGGAAGCUUCAAUAAAGUGGAAGCAAUGUCGCAAACUCAAACACAGACAUUACGUCGAUCGGUCGUCAAUCCGACAAGGAAUCAUGAUUAUUUAUAUGAUCCCUUAUAUACGCUUUCAAGUGAAAGAGAUCAUGCAAGAACAACAUAUAAAGCUCACACCAAAGUGGAGCGAGUUAAAAAGGUCCCACAAUUUCCGACAAUGUUCUCAGAAUUAAGACAUCAUCCUCGUUUCACAAUUCAACUCGAAAAUACAGAUCCAGUACCUAAUUUUAUUGGUAGACGUUGGAGAGGAUAUGGUGAUCAGCGAAGGGAAGCAAUGAUUAGAUAUACAACUUUCAAUUAUGAUCCAACUGUUACCGUUCCACCAAAGACAUUUCCAAAUGCAGAAGUCAGUGGAAGAAAUAGAUAUCGAUAUUUUAGACGGCCAAUCAUUCCCUUUUUGCAGCAAGUUCCGCCAGAAAUUUUGCUCCAGCCAACAACUGUUGACCCACUUGCGCCUCCUGAUGCCAUGACUGCACGACCUCGUACCCCUAGAACAAAAACAAUAGAGAUUCAGACCGACUAUCGAGAUUCAGAAGCUCAGACAGACCCAUAUUCACCAGAAUAUGUUGUUCGACCAGGAAGUGCUCCUGAACUGCUGACAUUGGCCACCUUAUCUUAUGGCCAUGGUCUUCCAUCUGGACUUGCUGAAGUUGAAAUGAUUGAAAGAGCCAGAGCAAAACGAGCUUGGGAAAAAACUCUUCCUCCACUGAGUGAUGUUAGUCAACUUGACAAACGUAGAAGAAUGAUGGAUGAAAUGGAAAGGAAGGAAUGGGGAAUUAGAGAAAAUGAAAUUGAAAAGCUUCAAGAAGCUCGCCUUGAAGUUCUUAAACAAUUAUUAAGACAAAGAGAAGAAAAACAACAGGAGCUGAAUGAUAAAAGACUGGAUAAACUCUGGAGCCAAAAACAAAAACUGAAAGAAGAACAAGUUGAGAAAAUACGCAAGGAGCAUAUAAAAACAAUUCGCAAAUUGAAAAAGAAAAGGAAAAAUGUUGAAGGAAAACUUGAAAGACCAGACAUGGUUACAAAAUAUAAUGAUCAUGCUUCACAAGUUUAUGCUCCAAUGUCAAGGAUUGGAGUUUUUCUUGAUCGUGGGUCUGAACAAUAUGUUGUCAAGAGUCGAUAUCUCAACACUUUUCAAGGUUUGCUUGAACUCGAGGCAUCUAUUCCUGAUUACAUUUCUCAACCAAGAAUUCAGCCACCAAAACGUCUGGCUACUUCAAAAGAAGGAUUUAUCAAAAGAAAAGAAAGAAGAUCUAAAGAAUUGGCUGAGAUGCACAAGGCAAUUAAAAUUGCUAAAGAACAAGGCAAAGAACCUUCAAAACCACUCAGAUUCUUGCAGAAAGUUAUCAAGCCAAUACCCAGACCUCCUACUCCGAAUGUUGAGAAACCAUCUGAGGAAAUUGAAGAAGCUGAGUUGGCAGCCAUCAUGCUACAGAAGGUUCUACGUGGUCGUGCCAUACAAAAUAUGAUGUAUGAAGGAAAAGAAAAACGUAUUGAGUUAAUUCAAGAAGUUCGAAGCACCCAUGCAUUGCAACAUGCAGAACAACAAGUAAAGAGACAGGAAAGACAAGAUGUUCUUACCUUGCAAAGGCAACAGAGAUUUCACCAACAGAAAGAAGGAUAUGUCAAUGAAGCACUAUCUCAAAUGGAAGGUGAAACAUUGGGUGACAUGUUGGAUUUCCUUUCAAAAGAACUUAUUAGAUUGGAAGAAGAGAGAAGGAUUCAUGCAUUCAGCAUGUUGGCUGAAAGAAGACGAAGAAUUCGAGAAGCAGAAGAAUCAGGAAGGAGACAAGUUGAAGAAAGGAGAAGAAGAGAGGAAGAUGAAAUUUUCAAGCAGGUUCUCAAAGUACAUCAAUCUACUGUUGAUACCUACCUUGAAGAUAUCAUUAUGGAUGCAGUAGAUUCAACAGCAGAUGAACAAGCCAGACAAGAAAUCCAACAACAUGCUGACAAAAUUAACGAUGUUGCUUACGAUUUAGAAGACAGGCGAACAUUGCUACAGUCCGAAGAGAUAGUUUCUGAACUUGUACAUAAUUUCUUGCUGCCCGAGGUAUUGAAGGUUAAUGCACGAGAUAAAGUUAAACGCACUCAAAGAAAACAUCUGUUGGCUGCUCACAGGAUCAUACACAACACUGUCGAACCAAUUAUCAAGCCUGCGGAUGUUUCAUCACAAGAAAAGAAAUAAUUUUCGAAUUUUGUAUAUUUUUUGUAUUCAAUUAGUAUUUUACAACAUUAAAUCUGCAUAGACAGAAUCAAGAGACUACAGUUCUAUUUAGUACAAUUAAAUUCAGUUAUAAGAUAUAACUUCUAAUAGAAUAACAUAAAUCAAAUUGUCAUAUAAUUCUGAUGCUGGUUCCGAGAAAUAACUUCGAAUACUGCAUUAAACCACACCAAAAAGAUUGAGAUUAAAAUACUUCGUCUGCCCUUCUAUAAGCUUGUGCAUACAUGAGGUUUGAAAAACCUGAUUGGAAUAUAAUUUAAUUCCAUGCUAAAUGGCUUAAUUUGAUAAAACAUGGCGUUUCCAGGACUUGUAUUAUAAUUAUACUUACAGGCACUUUUCCCUUGGUAAUUUUAUUCAUUGAACUCACUCACAAAUGUUCAUUUUCCACAUGUUCUUAAUUUGUUUGACAUUAUAUGUGUGAUAUAUUUAGCCCAAAUCUAAGCUGUUGUGACUCUUUAUGGAAGGAAUAGCAUGCACCUCUUUGAACUUUAUCUUAAUAAAAUUCUAUUUUAUA